Anopheles coustani is the source of this 3142-nucleotide messenger RNA. RefSeq names its product dihydroxyacetone phosphate acyltransferase (gene Dhap-at). The record is from RefSeq and is a predicted model, not a curated record. Lineage: Eukaryota; Metazoa; Arthropoda; Insecta; Diptera; Culicidae. Gene Ontology annotation, cellular component: mitochondrial membrane; peroxisomal membrane. Bases 760 to 2889 code for a protein of 709 amino acids. The transcript has 4 exons. Gene Ontology annotation, biological process: ether lipid biosynthetic process. Gene Ontology annotation, molecular function: glycerone-phosphate O-acyltransferase activity.
CUGGUAUCGAAAGUGUGGAGAUGGAUGGAACCGGUCGGCGCAGAAACUUUCAUUAGCAAAAACAGUUGCCCAAGUCGUCCGAGCUCGCAGACCUAAAGGGAGCACUAAUCGGCUCGCAGCAAAUUUAGCCGUUGCGAAACGCGCUUCUUACCAGAACGAGCUGAAAAUAUCGAAGGCGGAGAGGUGGUGUUGUCAAACGCCAAAUCAAGUGGGUCGCAGUGAAUGUUGGUGUUGCUGAAUCUAGGCAUCGUCUAGAGCGGCAACAGAAACAACGCACGACGAGGCCCGGUUACGCAUGUUCGAGGCCACGAAGGAAAACGAAAAGUGGCAAGUGGGAGAGGGCGCGUCGAGGCGGUUUGGCGAGAAGUGAACUAACAUCAUCCGAUAUGCGCACUGCUGGGUGACGAUACGAUGACGGUGGAGUACGUAACAAGAAACCAGCAGCAUUUAGGAGCAGUGGAUACACGACGGUACGAAAUCUGCAAACGCGUUGUGCAUUCCUCUACCGUACGCUGGCUUGACGAGCGCAAAUUGGACCGAGAUUCAACGAGGCUGAUUGGAACUUUGUGGAAGAAGCAAUUUAGCGUCGAGCUCUAAAGUGUGUAUUUCGUGCCGAUUACAUGCAAAAAGAAAGAUUCACAAUCAGUCAAGGAAUGCAUGAGUGAAUGAAGAUAAAAAACGAUCGAUAAACGUUCGAGUUAUCCAUGCAACUGCAUUUGAGGCACGCUGUUUAAAGCCGGAAUACUACCCCCUUUAGCAAUGGCCAAGGACAAUCGUUCGACACUCUGUCGUGAUAAGGCAGAGGCAUGGACAAUCAACCUUUCGCCGGGGACACUUUCGGAGUAUCGCAACAUACUGGGUCCCAAAUAUCGCGAACAUCGCGAUAUGACCAAGCGAUACGCACCGACCGUUCCAUUCCCGAAGGAUAGUCCCAUUUCGCCGGAGAAGCUGAAAAAGCUUGUGCUUGCAAGUGGCCGCAUUCAAAUGCUGAUCGAUGAGCAAUCAUCGAAGGAUCCUGCGAAAAAGAUACAACUUGCGAAAACCAUCGCUGAGCUUCUGGAUGAGAUUGGACUGGAUGAAAGUCUCCCCGUCAUUCGGACGCUCGGCACUAUACUGAAUGCCAUAUUUGCCCGUAUCUAUACCGGGUUGUACGUGAACGAGGUCAAGUUGGAACAGCUACGGUCACGCUAUGGACGACAGACGGUUCUCUACCUGCCAAGUCAUCGGAGCUACGGCGAUUUUAUCCUCAUGUCGUACGUCCUGUUUUGCUACAACAUCGCAAUUCCGGGCAUCGCGGCCGGUAUGGAUUUCUACUCGAUGGCCGGAAUGGGCAGUGCGUUGCGGAACACCGGGGCGUUCUACAUGCGUCGCACAUACGGGAACGACCGGCAGUAUUGGUACAUCUUUCGCGAGUACAUGCGUCAGCUGAUCGUGGCGUACGAUCGAGGGUUGGAGUUCUUUCUCGAGGGAACGAGAAGCCGCAGCAACAAAGCCCUCACGCCCAAGAUUGGCUUGCUCUCGAUGGCACUGGAACCACUGUUUAUGGGUGAAGUGCCCGAUCUGCUAAUCGUCCCCGUUAGCGUCUCUUACGACCGGCCGGUGGAGGAGCAGCUGUUCGUGUACGAGUUGCUCGGUGUGCCAAAGCCAAAGGAAACGACCCGCGGCAUGCUGAAAGCUCUCAGUAUAGUGAGGGAAAACUUUGGCUCAAUCUAUCUCGAGUUUGGUGAUCCAAUUUCUGCGAAGCACUAUUUUGGGGACGGGUUGAACCGUGCCCAACAUACAGUGGCUCCUUCGUUUACUCAAGUGCUCGCCAAGGAAGAGCGGGAAGCAAUACAAGACCUAGCGAACGAUGUCGUCCACCUGCAGCAGCAUCGUAUGGUGCUGACCGCGUUCCAUCUGAUCGCGCAUUAUUACAACUACCGAAAGUACCACGGGCAAGCGGUUGCAAUGGACCAGCUAGUGCAAGGUGUUACCUUGUUGGGGCGCAUACUGAAAAAUCUGGGUGCUAUUACCGAGCUCGAGGGUGCCGAGAAUGUAGAACACCUGAUCCUUGAGGCACUUGCCGUGCAUCGGAAUAUACUUCAGCUGACCGCCGAAAGAGUUCUCGUCAUUGCGAAAACGUACCACGAUUUCAGCAGAGUUGACAAGCGAAAACUCAAAGGACACAAUCUGUCCGAGGGAGUCAUGAAACUCGCUGUACCCAUCUUCUCUCUUCAGCUGUACUGCAACCCUUGUCUGCAUUGGUUGGCCGUUCCGGCUAUGGUGCUAUUGGCCGCGAAACGCUUUUCUCUAGCAUCCAACGCAGCCCUCGAUCGAAACUCCCUUUUUGCGGCUGUCGGAGAGCUGAGGGAACUGUUCUCCCUCGAGUUUGUGCUAUAUGCUCGGCGCGCACAGGUCGAUUUUGAUACUUCGCUGGAGCAUUUACUUCGACAAGGGCUACUAGAAACUGUCGCUGGUAGCGAUGCGUUACGAAUCGGUCAACCAACAUCCGACGACCAGCUGGCCAAUGUCUACCUGAGUGCAAUGGGGCCAUUCCUGUGUACCUACCUACAAGUAACGAACGUGUUGCUUCAACAUUUUCGCAGCCGUCAGCAGUUUACCGAAAAAGAAUACCUGGCAAAAGUGCAGGAGUGCGUGGAACAGCUGUUACUCCGCCAGGAACGAAACGUUCAUCCGUACUGCCUCUCGCUGGACAGCAUCAGUCUUGCUCUGCACUCUCUAGUCAUGUUGGAUGCGAUAAGAAAAAGAAAAAUAGAUAACGUGUAUCGCUAUGACCUUACGACAACGGGAAAGAUUGAGUCCAUUAACGAGCGAUUAGAAAACUACAGUUCCAUACUAACCUUCGAAUAUCUCACAUUCCAGAACGCAGUUACAGGAUGCAAAUUGUAAAAUACCUCCAAUUUGAACUCUUCUUGAUGCUCAAAAUAUGAUCGUAUUCUGUUGCUAUGUUCCAUGCCUAGGAAACAUGUUUUUCUUUCGAAUAUCAAGGUGUAAAACUUUUAAUAUAACGCUUUCACCAAUGGAUAGGUGUCUUUAGGAAUUGGUUGUGUACAUUUUAAUAAAUUGGUCCUGGGAAACAUCAACAGUACAACCAGAGGAAUUGGGUUAGAUUCAUGAUGGCUGAAAAAAAUAAAUUACUUCA